This is a messenger RNA of Papaver somniferum (opium poppy), 549 nucleotides long. RefSeq lists its product as uncharacterized. The transcript has a single exon. The coding region runs from base 1 to 549 and encodes 182 amino acids. NCBI's taxonomy places the organism in Eukaryota, Viridiplantae, Streptophyta, Magnoliopsida, Ranunculales, Papaveraceae. The record is from RefSeq and is a predicted model, not a curated record.
AUGGGCAUAUUCAAGAUACCAGAUGCUACAAUAAAAGAGCUCGAUAGCAUCCAACGGAAUUUCUGGUGGGGCAAGGAAAAAUCUGGAGGUUUAUUUCUUACUGGAUGGCCAGCAAUCAACAAACACAAGCUGAAUGGAGGUAUGGGCUUCAGGGAUCUAAAAUGUUUUAAUAGAGCUCUCUUGGAAAAAGCUGCAUGGAGAUUGCUCAACAGUGAAGACAAGUUAUGCGCUCAGGCUUUGAAAGGAAGAUAUUUUCCAACUACUUCAGGCUUGCAUGCAAAGAAGAAAAAGAAUUCUACUUGGGCAUGGCAAAGUAUACAAGGAAGCAUGCAAUUCAUCUUCAAAUGCAGUUUAUUGCUGGUCGGAAAUGGACAAAAAAUAUCCAUAUGGACUGACAAUUGGAUACAAGGUGAACAAGAACCUCAUACCCCAGCUGUAGAGUUGGAGAUUGCCAAUACUUACAACAAAGUAUCUGAUCUCAUUGAUCAAGAUACUAAGUCAUGGAAUGUGACAGUGGUGCAACAUUUAUUCAACCAACAGGAUGCUUAG